Messenger RNA from Anolis sagrei ordinatus, 408 nucleotides. NCBI's taxonomy places the organism in Eukaryota, Metazoa, Chordata, Lepidosauria, Squamata, Anolidae. The record is from RefSeq and is a predicted model, not a curated record.
GAUUACUUCACCGAGCCGGUGAUCCUGAACUGCGAACAUAAUUUUUGCAGAGCCUGCAUCAGCACUUACUGGGACAGCCUGGGCGACAGCUUUCCAUGCCCACAAUGCAGGAAGAGGUGCCGCAGAGGGAAACUCAGGCCUAAUGCGCAGCUGGGGAAAGUGGCCGAGAGAGCCAAAGAGCUGGCGGCCAGGGAUACAGCCCUGCCAAGAAUGCCUCUGAGGGCUGGGAACAAGCCGCAGCCUGUUGCCGGAGAAGAAAUGUGCAAGCAGCACCUGGAGGCACUGAAGUUAUUCUGCAAGGAUGACGGGGCCCUGAUCUGUGUGGUUUGCGACAGGUCUAAAGAGCACAGGAGCCACACAGUGAUCCCUGUGCAGGAGGCAGCUGAGGAGUACAAGGUAACCCCAUGA